Messenger RNA from Puntigrus tetrazona (Sumatra barb), 381 nucleotides. RefSeq lists its product as uncharacterized. The coding region runs from base 1 to 381 and encodes 126 amino acids. The transcript has 2 exons. The record is from RefSeq and is a predicted model, not a curated record. NCBI's taxonomy places the organism in Eukaryota, Metazoa, Chordata, Actinopteri, Cypriniformes, Cyprinidae.
AUGCCAGAUGUUGUCUACAACAGAGGUUGGGAGGAACAUCUUCACCAUCUGGAGGCAGCCGCCCUAACAGCAAAUGCCUCCAAGGGUUUACUAGCCCAAGAGGAGGCCGACUACCUGGGGUAUACUGUUGGAAGAGGAAAUGUGAAACCACAAUCCAAGAAGGUUGACUCUAUACUUUCCUGGCCCCAGCCCCGAACCAAGAAGCAAGUAAGGACCUUCCUUGGGCUUGUCAGCGACUACCGACCAUUUAUCCCUAGUUUUGCCACAAAAGCGGCCCCCUUAACUGAGCUGACCCGCAAGUACCACCCAAACCAGCUAAACUGGACUAAGGAAGCAGAGCGGGCUUUCACCGACCUAAAGCAGGCUCUCUGUGGGCUAUAA